AUGCACGACCCAGUCAAGACACCACCCACUGUUGUGCUGGACAAUCUUACCACUGGAAACGCUGGCGUAAACGAGGCGAUUCUAAGAGUCACGGGGGCUGGUAUUCUGCCGCAGCCCGUACUACUACAGGCUCUGAAGGACUCGUUUUUCGAGCACGUCGUAUUUUACUACUACAUGGUCGAUCCCGGUGAUGUCGCUGGUCCAAAUGCGUCGGUGCUUCUCCAGCAAGCAGUAUGCUUAGCAGGUAGCCUAAUGCGACACGGGGAGGACAGCGUCGGUCUCGCGGCUUCGCAAUACGAGAAGGCCAAAACGCUGAUCCACACUGGCUUCGAGCCUGACCAGCUGACGAUGGACCAUGGUACUGGACAGGCAUGGCUUCGCGAAUGGCGCUUCAACUGGGUCUUCAGAAACAGUCAUCGUAUUCCAAUCGCCAGGGCGCUGGGUGCUUGCGGCGAAUAUUCUGGCACCUUCAGGUGA
Colletotrichum scovillei is the source of this 477-nucleotide messenger RNA. RefSeq lists its product as uncharacterized. Lineage: Eukaryota; Fungi; Ascomycota; Sordariomycetes; Glomerellales; Glomerellaceae. The transcript is spliced from 2 exons. The record is from RefSeq and is a predicted model, not a curated record. Bases 1 to 477 code for a protein of 158 amino acids.